AAUGUUUACAUUGGAGACAAAAUAGAACCACAUCUUCUGCUGUAUUAUUUCAUGGACAAUCUGUAAAUAUGUAAUUAAUGCAUAACUAUGCAGUGUGAGAAAAAGAAUGAAAUGAAAUGUACAUUUGCUUAUAAAUCUGAAUGUGGUCAAUCAUUACAUUAUGCUUCAAAUGUCCCGUGUAUCCAUAUAACCAAAUGUGACAAACCCACAAGUACCCAUUUACGUAGUCUUGGGUGUAACUCCACGGACUAUGAACUACCAGAAGGGCUUUUAAUAUUGUACAGAAGUGGGAUAUUUUCAAUAGACUGUUCUUCAUGUGACAUUUACAUAUGCCCGAAACACAGGGAUGAUUUUGGAAUAUAUUGGAGGCGUCAAACGAGAAAGUGCCAGUCACCUACACAUCCAGACCAGAGUGUUGCAAAACCAAGCAGGGGCAUACCAGCAUCAGUAUGCAAAGAGCUGUGGAUGACAAAGAGAAUAUCUCUGCCAGUUGGUUCAGGAAUAUGUUACUCGUGCAUCAGAAAGUAUCCUGUAUCUCAAGACAGCAAGCAGGCUUUGAUAACUGAUAUUGGAAAAUUUAACGACAGUUCAGAAAGACUAUUCACAACAGAAACAGGAAUUUCGAAUGCAGAAGAAUCUGAUAAUUUAGCUUUCACCAAUUCAGAAUGUGACUUUCUACUAUCAUCACAAUCCACUCAGACAUUUUCCCAGACCACAACAUCUGAUUGGGAAGAAGAAAACAUGGCUCCAAGAGAGAUUUUCAAUGCUGCAAUGAAAAUGCUUUCCAGAAAUUUUCCUGCCCUAAAUUCACAGCUACAGUUGCCAUGGACUAGCCUCUCAAAAAGUUCAUCCUCAUAUUAUACCAAAAUAAUUACAGAAGCUAUCCAGUUGAUUGCACAGUAUGUUGCACCAGGUCAAGAAAAUAAUCUUUUGACAGAUGUGUGCAAGAAGUGGAUAUCAUUAAAAGAAGACAAACCUGACACAAUGACUGAGGCACUGAUUGCAUCCUAUCAACAGCAGAACAACAGAUUAAGUCAGAUGCAAAUUUUAUCCCUAUUUGCAAAUAAGCAUACAAAGGAAAGAUUAAUGGAACUGGUACCAGGACUUAGUGUUUUUAAAAUUGAUGCUGCCCGAAGACAUGCAACACUAACAUUUCCAGGACAAUUAAUAAAUCCACCAAAGGUCUACCGUUCCAGAUUGAGCAUGCCAAGAGUAAUGCAUUUCAUUGAAUUUAUUUCUUGCCCCACUUACCAUCAGGCUGUUGGUUAUGGAUCCAAGACCUUAAAAUUGUCAUCUGGAUUAGAGAUAACUAUACCUAAGGUUGUAAGAAAUGUAAUUGCAUCUAGACUUGUGAGUGCAUACAGCCAAUACUGCAAUGAUGAGGGUUAUGAGUGCCUAGGCAGAUCCACACUGUUUAACAUUGUUAAGGCUUGUGCAGCAUCACAAAAGAAAAACAUGCAUGGACUUGACAAUAUCACUUCUGAAGGUAUGCGUGCAAUUGAUAUUCUACUUAAAAUUGUGUCCAAAUUGGAAAUGUUUGGUUUAUCUUCUGAAUGUGUAGUCAAGCUUAAAUCAUUACUUGAUCAUGUGAAUCAACACCUGAAGUUUGAGAUGAAGGGGCAUGUGGAAAACAAAUCAAAAUGUGCAGAACACUGUUCUACAUACAGCCUUAGUGAUCCAACAUCAAAAUGUUUCAGCGACAAAUGUGAGCAUGACCAUGAUCAAUCCUGUGAUGACUGCUCAACAACAGGGGUACUGGAUACAGUUAUGUUGGAUGCAGUAUCAUCUGUCAGAAACGCGAUUCCUGCUGACAUCCAAGAGGAGAUAACCCAUGACUUGCAGAUAUCCACUUUAAACUUAUCAACUUGGAAAGCUCAUUGUAUUAGAACAGUACACCAAGAACAAGCACGUAGAGAUGUACUAUUACAAUUAAAAUCUCAUCAAUGUUUAAUUGUAAUGGACUGGGCAAUGAAGUUCCUACCUAUCAAACACAGAGAAACACAAGCUGAUUUCUAUGGGAAAAAAGGCAUUGGUUGGCACAUUUCUUCUGUAAUAACAACUUCACAGAUUUUAGGUGAAUCACCUGCAACUCAUACAGACAAAUUUGAUGUUCAAACCUUUGUCCAUAUUCUGCAGUUAGGAACUCAGGGUUGGUUCUCAGUUGCCCAUAUACUAACAGACUUGUUAAACCAACUGUCAGUCAGGACUCCAGUGAAAGAGGUCUUCUUGAAGAGUGACAAUGCAGGAUGUUAUCACUGCGCACCACUGCUUUCUUUUAUUCAGCAUCUGAACUCAUGUUCAUCCAUCAAGGUUCUCCAAUACAACUUCAGUGAGGCACAAAGUGGGAAAGACAUCUGUGAUGCCAAGACUGCUCAUUGCAAAAUGCAUAUGAUCAGGUACUCUGGAGAAGGACAUGAUAUAGUUACACCACAAGACAUGAGAGCAGCACUUCAUGCAAAUGGUGGGGUUAAAGGUGUAUUGGCAUCAGUGGUAUCUGUGGACAAUCAACACGAGAGAAAAAUGUUGUCCAAAAUUCCCAACAUCAGUCAAAUGAAUAACAUCACAUUUCACGAAAAUGGAGUGACAUGCAGACGGGCCUAUAAGAUUGGUACUGGAAGCUUUUUGCCACCCAAUCAGUUUAAAGAUAGUGCAACAUUGACUGGAUUUACGGUUGAAGAGCCAUUCCCAAUCUUGCUUAACAACAAAGGUUCCUUGAAAAUCCUCUCUGUAAGACCUGAAGAGCAAACUAUUGAAGAAGUACCAAGGAAUGAUGGCCAUGAAACUGAUCAGUCAAUUUCUGAACCAAAUAACCAGUUGUAUCCAUGUCCUGAUAUGUCUUGCUCAAAAGUGUAUACAAAAUUAUGUUAUCUGGAAAACCAUCUUUGUCUUGGUAAUCAUGUGUACAAUAAUAAAAAAGAAAAUCAGUUUGACUCUAUUAAAAAAGCUUGGGCUUCACAGUGUGUUGCAGUGGAGAGAGAACACAAAGUGCUUGUACGAGCUACAGCACCUUCAACUGUUUCGGUUUCUAACAAUGAAGGCUGGGCAUUGAAAACUUCUAAAUCUGUCAAACGUUUCUCAACAAAAGUCAAAGACUACAUAUCUUCAAUACAUCAGUAUUUUAACACAACAGGCAAACGACCAAAUUUUGAGAAUAUAGCUGAAGAAUUAAAAACUAAAAGGGAUGAUGAUGGGAACAAAGUAUUUAAGCAGGAAGAAUGGCUUUCACCAUCACAAAUAAGAAGUCUGUUUUCGAACUUUGUGAGAAAGAAUGCACAGUCUAUUGAAAUUCAUACUGGUACUCAGAAAGAAACCAAGAAUGAUGAAGAUCUUCAACAAGCCCUAGCUGAAAUAGAUGCAUUGGAGUAUCAUGCUGACAUGGUCAAUGUUGCUUUGGCAUCUGAAAAUGAUUUUUCAUAAACUAUAUAUUGCUGUAUUAUUAUGCAGAUAUUGUUGUUCCCAAUUAUCCAUUUUAAGUUGGUACCCAACACUUUAACUGAAAUCAAUUUGGCUCGUUCAAUUUUGAUAAAAUUUUGACAAAGUACAUGUAUUUACUUUGAUCCUUAAAGUUUGACAAAGAUAUAAAAAAUUAAAAAAAUUUGAACCAACUGUUUAAUCAGAAAAAAUACAUAUAUAGCAGUUUGACAAACACUUAUUUUAAUCAUUGAGAAGCUUAAUAUUACCUAUACAACACAAUGUAAGUAAAGCGUUUAACUGAUUUUACAAAGUUAUCUCACUGUAGUGUUAGGUACCACUUUAAUUGUAUAGAAUAACUGGAAAGUAGAAGAUGUAAUUAGCAUAAUUGAUAAUGGGACACCUCUCCUGGUAUGUUAAUUCUCAAAUUGAUAUUGUCACACUUAAAGCUUGAAAUACUUGAGUUUUUGCUAAUUCUUUGGGUUUUGCCCAUUUUCUUUUCCUCUACUGAUGAAAUAUUAAUCAAAUGAUACUUUAAUAAGACAAAUUAAAUUGAUUGAACACCUAUGGGUAUGUUAAAAUUUUUAUGUGAAAUAAAAAGAAAGUA
Mytilus trossulus (common blue mussel) is the source of this 4018-nucleotide messenger RNA. RefSeq lists its product as uncharacterized. The transcript has 6 exons. NCBI's taxonomy places the organism in Eukaryota, Metazoa, Mollusca, Bivalvia, Mytilida, Mytilidae. The record is from RefSeq and is a predicted model, not a curated record. The coding region runs from base 88 to 3417 and encodes 1109 amino acids.